This is a messenger RNA of Acanthochromis polyacanthus (spiny chromis), 7593 nucleotides long. It is a transcript of the gene lamc1, whose product is annotated as laminin, gamma 1. Bases 263 to 5047 code for a protein of 1594 amino acids. Gene Ontology annotation, molecular function: extracellular matrix structural constituent. The record is from RefSeq and is a predicted model, not a curated record. The transcript is spliced from 27 exons. NCBI's taxonomy places the organism in Eukaryota, Metazoa, Chordata, Actinopteri, Pomacentridae.
AUAGCGGACUGGGUGUAGUCUGGAGUUCCGUCUUUUCCUGCCGGAGUUUUUGCUGCAUGGCGGCGGCGGAGGACACGAAGAGCUGAGGCCGAGCGCAGACCGUCACACAGCAGCAGCACAGCCGGGAGACGAGCUGCGGACGCGGCCUGGAACUUUGGAACCGCCGCUGCUGGGAUCCCCGCUGCUUCCUCAGGGACUUUCCUCCACAAACUGACCGGAGAGUUGCGGAAACUUUGGAAGAGUUCACGAAGGGGCGGAAAAAAUGCCGAGUUUUAUCCGGGCUCUGGUGGCCUGGAGCCUGGUGGCGACGGUGUGUGUCCGCGCCGCGAUGGACGAGUGUUCGGACGAGCAGGGCCGCCCGCAGCGCUGCAUGCCGGAGUUCGUUAACGCCGCGUUCAACGUGACGGUGGCGGCGACCAACACCUGCGGCUCUCCGCCUGAGGAGUACUGCGUCCAGACCGGCGCCACCGGGGUCACCAAGUCCUGCCACAUCUGUCACGCCCGGGACCCCCGGAACCACCACAGCGCCGUGUACCUGACCGACUACAACAACCAGCAGGAGACCACCUGGUGGCAGAGCCAGACCAUGCUGGCCGGGAUCCAGUACCCGAACUCCAUCAACCUCACCCUGCACCUCGGUAAAACCUUUGACAUCACCUACGUCCGGCUCAAGUUCCACACCAGCCGGCCGGAGAGCUUCGCCAUCUACAAGCGCAGCAGCGAGGGCGCCCCCUGGGUCCCCUACCAGUACUACAGCGGCUCCUGUGAGAAAACCUACCAGAAGGCGAGCCGCGGCUUCAUCCGGACCGGCGAGGACGAGCAGCAGGCGCUCUGCACCGACGACUUCAGCGACAUCUCGCCGCUCACCGGAGGAAACGUGGCGUUUUCCACCCUGGAGGGCCGACCGAGCGCCUACAACUUCGACCGCAGCCCCGUCCUGCAGGACUGGGUGACAGCCACCGACAUCAGAGUGACCCUGAACAGGCUCAACACGUUCGGAGACGAAGUUUUCAACGACCCCAAGGUCCUCAAGUCCUACUAUUACGCCAUCUCCGACUUCGCCGUGGGCGGAAGGUGUAAGUGUAACGGCCACGCCAGCGAGUGCGUGAAGAACGGCGGACGUCUGGUGUGUAACUGCAAACACAACACCGAGGGGGACGACUGCAACGUGUGCAAACCGUUCUUCAACGACCGGCCGUGGAGGAGGGCGACGGCCGACAACGCCAACGAGUGUCUGGCCUGUGACUGUAACGGGAAGAGCUCCGAGUGCUACUUCGAUGCCGAGUUGUACCGAGCCACCGGACGCGGAGGUCACUGCAGGAACUGCGCUGACAACACCGACGGGCCAAACUGCGAGCGUUGCCUCGACUACUACUACCGAGACCAGAGCGGCAGCCGCUGCCUGCCCUGCAGCUGCAACAGCAUCGGCUCUGAGUCUCCUCAGUGUGACAACAGAGGAGUCUGUGCUUGUAAACCAGGAGUGACCGGAGAGAAGUGCGACCGAUGCCAGCCGGGAUUCCACAGUCUGACCGAGGCCGGCUGCAGGCCUUGUUCCUGCUCGCCGUCCGGCAGCACUCAGGAAUGUGACGUCAACACCGGACAGUGUCGCUGCAAAGACAAUGUGGAAGGCUUCAGCUGCGACAGGUGUAAACUGGGCUACUUCAACCUGGACCCCAACAACCCUCAGGGCUGCACCGCCUGCUUCUGCUUCCAACACUCAUCGGUGUGCGAAAUCGCCGAGGGCUACAGCGUCCACGCCAUCACCUCGUCCUUCAGCAGAGAUGACGAACAGUGGACGGCUCAGCAGCGGGACGGAUCCAGCGUCUCGGUCCAGUGGUCGCCCAGCGGACAGGAAAUCUCCCUCAUCUCAGACGACUACUUCCCCAUGUACUUCGUCGCUCCAGAGAAGUUCUUGGGGAAUCACAUGCUGAGUUACGGUCAGAACCUGACGCUGAACUUCCGGGUCGACCGGCGCGACACUCGUCUGUCGGCCGAGGAUCUGGUUCUGGAGGGAGCCAACCUGCGGGUCGCGGUGCCGCUUAUCGCCCAGGGCAACUCCUACCCCAACGAGAACAUGCAGACAUACGUGUUCAGGCUCCAUGACAGCACCGACUACCCCUGGAGGCCGUCCAUCAGUCACUCCGACUUCCAGAAACUUCUGCACAACCUGACGGCCAUCAAGAUCCGCGGAACCUACAGCGAGAGGAGUGCUGGUUACCUCGACGACGUCUCCUUGGUGAUGGCCAGGCAGGGUCCAGGUGUGCCGGCCCGCUGGGUGGAGCAGUGCACCUGUCCUCAGGGUUACCAGGGGCAACACUGUGAGCAGUGCACUCUGGGAUACCGCCGUGCCCAACCCGAGCUCGGAGCCUUCAGCUCCUGUGAGCCGUGCAACUGCAACGGACACAGCGACGCCUGCAACUCGGAUAGUGGUGCGUGCGACUGUCAACACAACACGGCCGGGUUGAGCUGUGAGCGCUGUAAGGACGGUUUCUACGGCGACGCCACCCGGGGGACGUCGGCUGACUGUGAGCCGUGUCCCUGUCCGGCCGGAGCCACCUGCGCCGUCGUCCCAAAGACCAGGGAGGUGGUUUGUACCAACUGCCCCGCCGGAACCACAGGUAAACGCUGCGAGCUCUGUGACGACGGCUUCUUUGGCGACCCGCUGGGUCAGAGCGGACCGAUCCGGGCCUGCCGGGCCUGCAAGUGCAGCGACAACAUCGACCCCAAUGCCGUCGGCAACUGCAACCGCGAGACCGGAGAGUGCCUCAAGUGCAUCUACAACACCGACGGCUUCUUCUGCGACCGCUGCAAGGAGGGUUUCUACGGCAACGCCCUUGCUGCCAACCCUGCAGACAAAUGCAAAUCUUGUUCCUGCUCUCCGUCGGGGACAGUGGGUCGACAGACCGGCUGCUCUCAGGUCACCGGUCAGUGUCAGUGUCUUCCCAACGUGGCCGAACGCGACUGCAGCGUCUGUCAGCCCGGAUUCUUCAACCUGCAGAGCGGCAACGGCUGCGAGCGGUGUGGCUGUCAUCCGAUUGGCUCCACCAACGGUCAGUGUGACAUCACCAGCGGUCAGUGCGAGUGUCAGCCGGGCGUCACCGGACUCCACUGCGAAGGCUGCGAAGGCAACUUCUUCGGCUUCAGCUCAUCUGGAUGCAAACCUUGUGACUGCGAUCCUGAAGGCUCCCAGUCGGGUCAGUGUAAGGAGGACGGUCGCUGCGAGUGUCGGCCCGGAUUCGUGGGAGCUCGCUGCGACAUGUGUGAGGAGAAUUACUUCUACAACCGCUCAGCACCGGGCUGCCAGCAGUGUCCGUCCUGCUACAGUCUGGUCCGGGACAAGGUGAACCAGCAGAGGCAGAAGCUUCACGACCUGCAGACUCUGAUCGACAACCUGGGCUCUGGCCAGGAGACCGUCAGCGAUAAGGCCUUCGAGGACCGGCUGAAGGAGGCGGAGCGAGCCAUCAUGGAGCUGCUGGACGAGGCUCAGAACAGCAAAGAUGUGGACCGCGGCCUCCUGGACCGACUCAACGGCAUCAAUAGCACUCUGACCACACAGUGGAACCGGCUGCAGAGCAUCCGCAACACGGUGGACGACACGGGAACGCAGGCCGACCGGGCCCGAAGCCGAGUCCGAGACACCGAGAGCCUGAUCGACCGAGCCCGGCAGGAGCUGGACAAGGCCAAGGACGCCGUCGGCAAAGUGGACAUCAAACCUCCAGGCGGCGGCGCAGAACCCAACAACAUGACGCUGCUGGCUGAGGAGGCCCGAAACCUGGCCGACAAACACAAGAUGGACGCCGACCAGAUUGAAAAAAUCGCCAAAGACGCCAACGACACGUCGACCAAAGCGUACAACCUGCUGCUGAAAACUCUGGCCGGAGAAGGAAAUACGAGCCAGGAGAUCGAAGAGCUCAACAAGAAGUACAACGAAGCGAAGGACCUGGCCAAGAAUCUGGAGAAACAGGCCAACAAGGUGAAGGCCGAGGCCGAAGACGCCGGAGACAAAGCUCUGAAACUGUUCGCCAACCUGACCAGCCUGCCGGUGUUCGACACCAAGGCCCUCGAGGACGAAGCCGGUAAGAUCAAGAGGGAGGCGUCGGAUCUGGACAAGCUGAUCGAUAAGACGGAGAAGGAGUACAACAGCCUGAGAGACGACCUGAAGCCCAAAGAGCUGGAAGUCCGCCAGCUGCUGGAGAAGGGAAAGAGUGAGCAGCAGACUGCAGACCAGCUGUUGGCUCGAGCCGACGCUGCCAAAGCUCUGGCUGAGGAGGCGGCGAAGAAAGGCCAGUCGACGUUCAAAGAAGCUCAGAGCAUCCUGGACGACCUGAGAGACUUCGACAGGCGAGUCAACGACAACAAGACGGCGGCUGAGGAGGCCAUGAAGAAGAUUCCCGCCAUCAACGCCACCAUCAUGGCCGCCAACGAGAAGACGAGGCAGGCGGAGGCGGCCCUCGGAAACGCCGCCGCCGAUGCCCGGGAGGCCAAGAACAAAGCGGAGGAGGCGGAGCGUAUCGCCAGCAACGUGCAGAAGGGAUCCGCUAAGACCAAAGAAGACGCGGAGAAGGCUUUUAACGACACAAAAAAACUAGAAGAUGACGUCGACAACAUGAUCGAGCAGCUGAGCGCCGCCGAGCAGCAACUGGCCAAGAAGAAGGCGGAAGCCGACAGCGACAUGAUGAUGGCAGGAAUGGCGUCUGAUAACGCGAAGGAGGCCGAGGAUAACGCCCGCAAGGCCAAGAGCACCGUGAAGACGGUUCUGAAGAUCAUCACGAAUCUGAUGGAUCAACUCGGAAACAUCGACAAAGUGGAUCUGAGCAAACUGAACCAGAUCGACGAGUCCCUGAAGAGGGCGAAGGGCAAGAUGGCCGACAGCGAUCUGGACAAGAAGCUGGCGGAGCUGAACGACGUGGCGAAGACCCAGGAGGACAUGAUCAACGACUACGACCAGCAGAUCCGCGAGAUCCGCGCUGACAUCACCAACCUCAACGACAUCAAGAACACGUUACCCGAAGGCUGCUUCAACACGCCGUCUCUGGAGAAGCCUUAGCCCCGCCCAUCGCCUCCCAGGCCCCGCCCCACACUCCCCACUCACGUCUAACACUCCGGCGAACACGCCGACUUUUACCAAAACAGUUUUUUAAACUUUAUCAGAUUCUUGUCUUUGUUUUUCUUUUGCGAGAGAGAAGCCAACAUUUCACGUCUUCAGCGGAGAGAAGCAGCUGUUCUUGUUUGUCUUUAGGUUUUUUUGUCGAGACGCAGCGACGUGGUUUCGGUAGAAUGAACUCAGCGGCGCCGAGAAGCCGUGCAGCGAGGUGAAGAGCCUCGGAGAAAACCAGAACCACAAACCCGACGUGACUGCAGCCGUCUGCUCCGACGCAGAAACACAGGAAGCUUCCAGCCGUUACCCAUCAUGCCCGGCGACGCUUCCAGCUCCACACUGUUUAACGCCUUCCUCUUUCACCAGCCAUGUUUUCAGAACACACUGAAGGAAUCCUCUCCUGUUUGAUCUUGUUCUUCUCACCCAAAGCUACGUGUCGACACAAACAGCAGCAGGAACUCCUCCUUCCUACGACAGUAUUUCACCUCCAGCAGGUGGCGUUGUUGAGAAAAAGCCUCACUAACUCUGCUGCUGCACACGAAGCCUCCGAGUCCUGAAAUAACCCGAGAUUAAAACUCCACAAUCUGCAAAGUCUGGAAACAAGUUUGAAUCGGGUUCCACCAAUUUAUCAUCAACUUGUUUAAGCAGCGUCAGAUUUCCCAUCUGGUUCCCUGGAUGUCGAGUUCAGGUUAAAGUCUGUAAAUUCUGGAUGUUGUGGGAACAAGACAAAAUGAAAUCAGGAGUUUAGUUUCUCUGUCUCACAUAGAUGAUCAUCCUGUUCCCAGAGAUACAGAUCUUCAGUUGUGGAAACACAAGAUGAAGUUCUUGAUGUUUCUAAGAUGCAAGAUGCUCAACAUCCAGGUUUGUUUGUACAAAACAUUUUGUACAAACCAGAUAUUAAGACCCAGAUGAAAGCAUCCAUCUCUGUGGGUUUCAGUUUGUUAUCUUAAAGUUAAAGAUGUGAUUUGGGUUUGGAUCUUUUAGGAACCAGAUGGUAACUUUUUGUCUUGUUUCAAAGAUCCACAUCUUCCGGGAGCCUGUUCUCGUGUUGCGUAGAGAAGAUGUUUUUGUGGUAACUUCCCACAGAUGUAACGCUUAAGGGAACAACAUCCGAUCUUCUGCACACAAGUUCUCUGUUGCUCCUAGUAGGUCUGGGUCUUUGGUUUGGAUCUUGUGGGAACUAGACAGUAGCAUGUUUUUCCAACAAUCUGUCUUGUUUCUGGCAGUAAGUUCCCAGAGAUCCAAAGUUUAAGGGAACAAGAUCGAGUCCUCUGCCUACAGGUGAUGUCUUCUUCCCAGGAGAUCUGGAUCUUGGGUUUGGAUCUUGUGGGAAUAAGAUAGAAAACAAUGUUUAGUCUUGUUUCAGAGAUCUGCAUCUUCUGUUCAGUCUCGUUCCCACAGUUUGAUCUUGUUGAAGAGGUUAGAAGUCAAAUCUUCCAGGAUUCGGGGGCGUCUUUAAUCAGCUCUGACAUUUCUCACCUCGGUCGGACACCAUUUCACGUUUUUUUAACACUACAAACUUAAUUAUUGUCUCCAGAAGUUGCUGCUUUUCACACAUUAACACUUCCUUCCAGGCUCAAUCCAACACUAUGCAACUUUGUACAUUUUGCGUAGCGAGAAUUUUAUCUGAUACACUGGUGCUAAUAAUUAUUUCAAAUGUUAUAUUUUUGUGUGAAUGUUUUUUAUCAUGACAUAGAGUGAGGAAUUUGUUAUUUUGUGUAAAUAUAUGCGUAAAUGAUUCAGGACUGGCUGAUUUUUAAGAACUAAAAAACUCCAACAUGCAAACAGCCGCGUUAAGUUCGAUCACAAUCAAUCAACUGAAACCUCCAGGUUAAUUAUAUAUAAAUAUCUAUGAUAACGUCUGUGGUAUGUUAUUAUAAUAUGCUUGCUUGUAUACAAGGCUCCGUGUUGCUGCCUUAUAGCGAUGCCAAUAUUUCAUUUUUGUUUUAUUGAUUCUCUGUGAGCUUUCACAAGUUAAAUCAACCUAACUGAUGCUUUUUGUUUUGUUUUGACCCUUUUACCGAUCAGGAUGUUUUAAAGCCUCACCAGGAGCUCAUUCAGUAGUUUUAGUGUUUUUGUGCCUUAAUAUAAAGUCCCUACGAGGGCGUCAGAGUUUCGUUGUCUCGCUCCGACCUCCUCGUGUGGGUACUGAAGCAGGGUUUUAUAGAAAUCAGGUCCUUUUGUUUUAAAAACUCUCCUCCGGCGGAUAAAGUCGGGAGAGUCGAUGUUCACGUCGUUUUAUUUCUGCCUUUAUUCUCCUCCCUCCAUCCAGACGGCCGCUCUGCAGGCUGUGCAGCGUUCACAGACGUGAUGUAUAAACAGUAUUUUAAGUUAUAAUGUACCAUUUAUUUGUGUUGUAACCUGUAGACGUGUGAGCUGCACAGCCUGUCGUGUUUCCAUCCCUGUGAGGACCUGAAUCUAACCUGUUUGUUCCCACGUGCCUGUAAAUCCAAACGUAACAUUUGAAUAAUAAAAAAUUACUACAGGAAACACUC